ACGGCACCCGCAAGCUGCUUGGCGGCAAGGAGGGCGGCGACGGCCCAAAGGGCGGCGACAAGGGCGGCGACCACAAGGAGGGCGCCCGCAAGGAGGGCGAGCACAAGAAGGGUGGCCACGCUGAGUCCAAGAACGGCGGCCACGACGAGUCCAAGGGUGAUGGCCACGACAAUCACGAGGAUGAAGGUCGCAAUGGCCACGACGACGGCCGCGGCAAGGAGGGGGACCACAAGGAGGGCGGCUGGAAGAAGGAGGGUCACAAGGAGGGCGGGCAUAAGAAGGGUGGUAAGGACGAGGGCGGCCACAAGGAGGGCGGUGACAAGGAGGGCGGUGACAAGGAGGGCGGCCACUAAG
Molecule: messenger RNA, 354 nt
Organism: Monoraphidium neglectum
Lineage: Eukaryota; Viridiplantae; Chlorophyta; Chlorophyceae; Sphaeropleales; Selenastraceae
Exons: 1
Source: RefSeq, a predicted model, not a curated record